GUGAGGUUAUGUAACUGUCAAAAUCUGUCAACACGAUUUCUGUAAAUAAAUAGUAUUCUUAAAAAGUAUUUUUAUGAAAUAAAAACCAAUACAAUGGAACCAGAAGAGCAUUUUGUAGCCCUUAAAGUUAUGAGGUUAACAAGACCUACCUUAGCAAGUCCUUUACCUGUAACCUCUGAUACAAAAGAUUUACCAGGAAACUUACUUAAUGAAGCCUUACAAAAAGAUUCCACAACAGUUCCAGGCACAGAAACUUUAGCAAUAGGCCAGUUUCUAUUAUUGCCCCAAAAUCCAGUUAACAUUUAUCUAGGUGAAACAUUUUCAAGCUACAUUUGUGUUUAUAGUGAAACGGAGCAAAUAGUUAAUAAUGUUGCGGUUAAAGUGGAUUUACAAACAUCGUCACAACGAUUGGCUUUAUCAUCAAAUCCAGCUACUGCAGCUUUAAAUCCCGAUGAUACAGUUAAUGUUGUUAUACAUCAUGAAGUUAAAGAAAUUGGAGCCCAUAUAUUGGUUUGUGAGGUAUCUUAUCAAGCACCCAGUGGAGUUUCAAUGUCUUUUAGAAAAUUCUUUAAAAUAAUGGUUUUAAAACCCUUAGAUGUCAAAACAAAAUUUUAUAACGCUGAAAAUGAUGAUGUUUAUUUAGAGGCUCAAGUACAAAAUAUAACUUCCGGUCCAAUUUGUUUAGAGAGAGUCUCAUUGGAUGCUUCACAUUUAUUUAAUGUUACAUGCUUAAAUAUGACACCAAGUGGUAAAAGCGUUUUUGGAAGAACAACAUUGUUGCAGCCCCAAUCAAUAUGUCAAUUUUUGUAUUGUUUGACUCCAGAUCCUAAAUUAUUUAAUGAUUUAAAAUUGUUGAGUGGAGCUACUAAUAUCGGAAAGUUAGAUAUUAUUUGGAGGAGUAAUUUAGGAGAAAAAGGAAGAUUACAAACAAGUCAAUUGCAAAGGAUGGGACCAGAUUAUCAAGAUAUAAGAUUAUCUGUAGUUCAGUUACCUAAUUUUGUUAUUUUAGAAAAUCCUUUUGCUUUUAAAUGUAGAAUUUUGAAUAAUUCGGAAAGGAAUGUGGAACUAAUUUUAGCAUUGGAAGAUCGUGAAGGUAUCACUUGGAGUGGAGUAUCAGGGAAAACAUUAAAAUCAAUUUCUGCACAUUCAACCCUUGAUAUCCAAUUAAAGGUUGUACCCUUAAUUCCUGGAUUAAGGACAUUGGGUGGAAUAAAAUUGUAUGAUCCUCUAUUGAAACGAAAUUAUCCUUAUGAAGAUUUAGGUCAGGUGUUUGUUAUGUUAAAAAAUGAUUUAAUAUCUAAACAUAUGUGAUAUAUUUGCUUGAUUUUAUAGAUAAUUAUACAAAUUAAUAGCUGUUAUAUUCAUGUUUGCUAUAUAUAAAUCAAAAUAAAAUUAUUAAAAAGUAA
This is a messenger RNA of Onthophagus taurus, 1406 nucleotides long. RefSeq names its product trafficking protein particle complex subunit 13. The record is from RefSeq and is a predicted model, not a curated record. Gene Ontology annotation, cellular component: TRAPPIII protein complex. Lineage: Eukaryota; Metazoa; Arthropoda; Insecta; Coleoptera; Scarabaeidae.